This is a messenger RNA of Gloeophyllum trabeum ATCC 11539, 651 nucleotides long. RefSeq lists its product as uncharacterized. The transcript is spliced from 4 exons. The record is from RefSeq and is a predicted model, not a curated record. The coding region runs from base 1 to 651 and encodes 216 amino acids. NCBI's taxonomy places the organism in Eukaryota, Fungi, Basidiomycota, Agaricomycetes, Gloeophyllales, Gloeophyllaceae.
AUGGAGCAAGAGCUCGAUGAGGCACUGGCUUACCUUCCGCCUACGUCUCACGGGACUCUACCCAGCAUGGAGGUCUUCCCGGUCCUGGCGCUGGCUAAUGCCAUACGCAUAAAUCUAUAUAAGAAUGUUCCGGGGCAACGCCAUGAUCGAUGCCUGGGGGCAGCGUUUUCUAUGGCAUCAAUGGUAACCCUCGUCACGGAGAAUAACUGCAACCAAGUGGACCCGAUUGUCAGCGCGUGCCUGACUAUAGCCGCCCGGUUAUUGAUCGACCUACUGCCUGAAAACAGCCCUGCGCCUUGCGGUUACGGGUAUCGCGAAGCUCUCAACGUUCUCGUAAUUGCUUUGAGACGUCUGGGCGUGCUAUUUCCGGUUGCUGAGGGCUAUGCUAACUCUUUGGACGAGGAAUGGGCGCGAAUGCGCUUCGUUGUUGGCCCGGGUGGAUGGUUCGUGGUCGUGAUGAUUGAGACUUGGGGAUAUUUACUCGAUUUAUUUUCGAUGCGCCUGAAUUGGCGGUUGGGGGAAUGGACGACUGUUCAGACGAAUUCUCUCAAGAAUCCAGUCCUAAUGGCGCUCGUGCCUGACGAUCAGCCACAGCACGGUUACAUGCUGAGUUACCGAGUAGAUAAGAAGCUGAUGUGGCAAGGUGGCUGA